AGGGUUUUCUGAUAUCCACCACAAUGGACCCUCGGUUCAGUGCCCAAGAUGUCCUGCGCUGUGACCUGUGUGAGACUCCUGUUCCUCCAAUGUACUGUGACUUUUGUCAUGUUAAACUCUGUAAGGCCUGUGUAGGGGAGCAUCUCUCUGAUUUAUCUAAAGAACAUAAAGUGGUGCCAUACAAGGAAAAGGGAACAUCACCAAAAUGUCCAACUCAUGUUGGAAAACUUUGCGAACUUCAUUGCAAGGAAUGUGACCUUCCUGUUUGUUCACUCUGUCUGUCAUCCAAAAUUCACAAAGGGCAUAAUUUAUUGAAUUUACUGGAGAUAAUGAAAAUCAAACAAAAGGCCAUACAAAAAGAUGGUGAUGAAUUAUGUAAUGUAGUAUACCCAAAAUCUGUUUUUUCACUUUUUGAUGAACCAGAGCUCGUCACUUCCAUACAAACUAGACAAAAACCACUAUUUCAUGUUACUUGUCUUAGUGACGAAGAAAUCUGGACCAGUGGGAAUACUGAAUUCUUGAAACUCUACAACCUCCAGGGCAAACUACUGAAAUCAAUUGAAACUGAGGAGUCUUAUAGCUAUCCAGGUGAUAUAGCAUUGACAAGGAGUGGAGAUCUAGUUUAUACGUACCCUGUUACAAAAACAGUAAAUAUAGUGAAGAAUGACCAGAUACAAGAAGUGAUCAGAUUACGGGACUGGAUUCCGUUUUAUAUCUGUAGUACCUCCUCUGGUGACCUCCUGGUUACCAUGGUCAGUACUGUUAAUUUUCAAUCAAAAGUUGUCCGUUAUUACUCUAACUUCACAGAGACUCAAUCCAUUCAGUUUGAUAAUAAGGGCAAACGUCUGUAUUCAUAUGAUCGUUAUAAAUUCAUCAGUGAGAACAGGAACCUGGAUAUUUGUGUGGCUGACAAUAGAGCUAGCGCAGUGGUAGUGGUUAAUCAGGCAGGAAAACUCCGAUUUAGAUACACUGGUCAUCCCUCUACUACAAAGAGAUCAUUCGAUCCACUCGGCAUCACAACAGACAGCCAGAGUCAAAUUCUGAUCGCAGACUAUGACAACCAAUGUAUCCACAUCAUAGAUCAGGACGGACAGUUCCUCCGUUACAUUGAUAACUGUGAUCUACAUUUGCCUUGGGGUUUAUGUGUAGACUCCAGAGACAACCUCUUUGUGGCUGAAUUUCUCAGUGGUAAAGCGAAGAAAAUCAAAUACAUGUACAUACAAACAAUGUUUUAAUGACAGGAGUAAUUUGUGAUAGAUAUUAUCCAGGUAGACAGGAGAAAGUAACAAUACCUAGAUGUUUAAUCCAAUCAAUAUCAGAGAAUUUAUGGUGAUCUAACAAGUCUACGAUUAAUAGAAUUUCAA
This is a messenger RNA of Saccostrea cuccullata (small rock oyster), 1364 nucleotides long. RefSeq lists its product as uncharacterized. Gene Ontology annotation, molecular function: translation repressor activity; protein binding; zinc ion binding. Bases 24 to 1235 code for a protein of 403 amino acids. The record is from RefSeq and is a predicted model, not a curated record. The transcript has a single exon. Lineage: Eukaryota; Metazoa; Mollusca; Bivalvia; Ostreida; Ostreidae. Gene Ontology annotation, biological process: protein polyubiquitination; negative regulation of translation; proteasome-mediated ubiquitin-dependent protein catabolic process.